ACCAUAUAUACAUGUGAUACAACAUGCCUUUUAUUGCUGUUCAUGCUGGUGCUGGAAAGUUCAAUGAAGAAGAUGUCAAAGAAUUGAAGAGUGUUUGCAGACUAGCUUGCGAUAAAGCUAUGGUGAAGUUAAAAGAUGGUUGUGAUGUUAGUGAAGCAAUUACUGUAGCUAUUAGUGCACUGGAGAAUUCUCCAUUAACUAAUUGUGGUACUGGCUCAUGUCUAACUUAUAAAGGAACUGCUGAAUGUGAUGCCAGUAUUAUAAAUGGGAAAGGAGACUUUGCUUCUGUUGGAGCUGUUUCUGGUGUCAAGAAUCCAAUAGUGUUAGCUCAUCAGUUGUUGUUAAACCAGUCAAAAGGAUUAAUGUCAUUAGGUCGUAUACCACCAAUGUGUCUGUGUGGUGAUGGGGCACACCAAUGGGCUAUUGAGAAUGGAGUACCUGUUUGUAAUCCCGAUGAUCUAAUUACUGAAGAAGCAAAAGAGGUAUAUUUGGAUCAUAUUGAGAGAUUGAGAAGAGAAGAUGCAAAGGAAGGAAGUGAGCAAUGUGCUGCUAAAAGAAGAAAAGUCAAUGAUAGCCAAAGUAAACUGGAUACAGUUGGUGCUGUUUGUAUUGAUGCUAAUGGAUUGAUAGGAGCUGGUGUAUCCAGUGGAGGAAUAUCAUUGAAACACACUGGAAGAAUAGGACAAGCUGGUGUGUAUAGAUGUGGUUGUUGGGCCAAGAGACACAGUGACUCAUCACAGAUAGCAUCCAGUGCAUCAGGUGUAGGGGAAUAUCUCAUUAAGACUCAACUAGCAAAAGAGAUUACUACUUCACUUGUGGGACAGUCAGUGACUAUACAGAAUGCCUUCCAUCAGACAUUUCUUGAUAAUGUUAUUCUUGCUGGAUGCAAUACAAAAGAAGCUGGAGUCCUUGUGUUACAUGUUUCACCAUCAGGUUCUAUUGAGUUGAGUUGGGUACAUUCUACGGAUGACAUGCUCAUUGCUUACAAUUCUAAUGAUAAAUCAAAGUCUUUUAUGUCUCAACUGGAAGAAAAGGCAGUACCUGGAAUAAGAACAACAGCUGGAUGGCUUUCAUUUUAAUUAUUAUUGUUUUUAUUUAUUGUAAAAAGUGUGUAAUAUUAAUUUGAGGUGGAGCUUUAGUUUAUUCAUUG
Messenger RNA from Amphimedon queenslandica, 1150 nucleotides. RefSeq names its product threonine aspartase 1-like. Gene Ontology annotation, biological process: protein maturation. The record is from RefSeq and is a predicted model, not a curated record. Gene Ontology annotation, molecular function: threonine-type endopeptidase activity. Gene Ontology annotation, cellular component: cytoplasm. The transcript has 14 exons. Lineage: Eukaryota; Metazoa; Porifera; Demospongiae; Haplosclerida; Niphatidae. Bases 24 to 1079 code for a protein of 351 amino acids.